Molecule: messenger RNA, 4020 nt
Organism: Sphenostylis stenocarpa
Lineage: Eukaryota; Viridiplantae; Streptophyta; Magnoliopsida; Fabales; Fabaceae
Source: the annotation of a GenBank genome assembly
AUGGGGGUCUCCUUCAAGGUCUCCAAGACCGGCACUAGGUUUCGUCCCAAGUCAAUUCCCCAACCGCAAGAAGGCGCAUCCGACAAUUCCAAGUCCCAGAGUGGUUUUGUUGAGGCUGGUGAACUCAUUGCUAAUAUUCCUCAGUCAUCUGCUCCAGCGGAAACUCUUUCAUUAGCAGGUCAGCCAUCAAAGUAUAUAGAUCACUUGUGUAUAAUUCCAGAGUGUUCUGAUGUUUACUUAGUUACUUGUGAUGCAGAGGGGGAAGCUUCUUUCACAUUGAACCUGUUUGCAGAUGGUUAUUCUAUUGGAAAACCCUCUGAGAAUGAGGCAGCUAAUCAGUCAAAAUAUCAAGAUUUUCCUAAGUUGCUACAUCCAUAUGAUAGGUCAUCUGAAAGUCUUUUCUUGAUUCUUGGCUUGAUUCAAUCAAUUUUCAAAGGCUUCAUAAUUGAGUUUCAUAAUUUGAGUUUAGUGCUAAGCAAAGAUGGGCUGAGAGAAGACAUGUUGGGUUGGGUUGAGAAGACAAAGAGAGAACUGGGUUGCUGUGGAAAUGAGAGGGGAUUAGGGUUUUUCCUUUCGGAUCUAACCAAGGCUAAUGCCAUUUUUACUCCAAAAAAGCCCCAAAACAAUACUGGAGCAGGGCCCAAUAUGGGUUGUCACUUGCCUGGGGAUAUUCUUGAUGAUAUACCUGCCAAGUAUGUUGAUGGCGCACUGAUAUGUGAGGUGCAUGAUUAUCGGAGAUGCUCUUCUGAAAAAGGGAGUAGUGUGUCUGCAGAAAGUUCUCCUACUGUUAGCAAAGUUUGCCUCAAGAUGUCGUUAGAAAAUAUUGUAAAGGAUAUUCCAUCGAUUACUGACAAGUCUUGGACAUAUGGUGAUCUGAUGGAAGUUGAAUCAAAGAUACUGAAAGCAUUACAACCAAAACUUCAUCUAGACCCUACUCCAAAGUUAGAUCGGCUGUGUGAAAGUCUGCUUCCAGCAAAGCUCAAUUUGCCAAGAAAGCGAUUAAGGAAUAUGCCAGAGUUUGCUGUUACUUCCACCAAUAAAAUUCAUGGGAAGAAAGUGUGCAUAGAUAGAGUGCAAGAAGGUUCAAUUAGCAGCAGGUUAGGUGAGUUAGGAAACACUGCAUCCAAUGCUAUUGUGCAACAGACCCAUGAAAAUUCAUCCAUGCAAAAUCUUAGUCCGAAUGUGGUCAUGGGCUUGAGACCUAAGAAUUUUAUACCCGAUUCUUCCAUCCCUAACUUCCCAAUGAUGGGACAAUCAAGAUAUGCAAUGGCAGUUGGAACUCCAAGAAGUUUGCAGGAGCAAGGACCAGCUCCUUCCAUUAAUUCAUCAGUGGCUUCUCCUUCUACACAAGAUGUCAUGAUUUCAUAUGCUGAUCAUGCAAACUCAAGUGCUUCUCUUCAUGGAAAAAGGGAUAAUCAAGAUGGACAGGCAUCACCUUUAUCCAAUAUUGCAAAAAGAAUGAGGCCCACGUCCUCCGUUGUUGAAGCAAUGCAGCAUCAGCAACUAGGUUCACACAUUGAAUCUCUUCAAGGAUCAGAUAUGAAUUGGCAGACUACAUUGCAACAACAAGCUUUGGUCAGGGGUAUUCAGAAGUUUCCUCAGCAGGUUUUCGAAGGGGGGGCAAAUCAAGAGACAGGGGCAGUUUCCUUUACUACUGGUCAGCAGGGCAUGAGGUUGGUUGCAAAGGAAGAACAGUUUGAAAUAGAAAAGGUAGAUGGUGCAGAGAUUAACCGUAGUAAAAGUGAGAUGGAAACGGAAACAAACAUAUUGGAUCCACAGCAGUUACGGCUUCAACAAAGAUUGCCACAGCAUGCAUUCAUGAGACCCAAUUUUCCUCAGGCAACCUGGAAUAUGGGUCAGCCUAUAGAGAAAGAAACAAAAAAGGAGGACCAGUUUCAGAAAAGGAAAUCAGUACAGAGUCCUCGCUUAUCCACUGGGGCAUUACCUCACUCACCAUUAUCAUCAAAAUCAGGUGAAUUUUCCAAUGGUGCAGUGGGACCAAGUUUUGGACCAUCCCCAAUGGCCGCUGUGCCUGGGACAUCACAAAAAGACAAGAUGGCAAUGGUCUCAGUUCCUGCUACUGUGGGAACUCCAUCAAAUGAUUCUACACAAAGGCAACAGGCACAACUAGGUGCAAAACGGAGAUCUAAUUCUCUUCCUAAGACUCCAGCAAUGAAUGGAGUUGGUUCACCUGCUAGUGUUGGCACAACCAGUGUCCCACUGAAUGCAAAUAGUCCCUCAGUUGCGACCUCGGGUUUGAUUGAUCAAGGUCUUCAAAAUAUGCUUGAACGGUUCUUGAAAAUUGAAAUGGUGACAAUGAGGCAUCAACUUAACUUUAAGAAGAACAGGGUUGAGGAUUAUCAGAUGAAGAAGCAAAAUUCAUAUGUAACACAUUAUGUAGCAAAAGCUAUUGCCAGUUCAACUAGUAAUGAGGGAGUGAUGGACGAUUCAAUUUCUUUGUCAAAGUCACUUAUUGGUGGGAGAAAUGUUGUCUCUCUUGUUCCAAGGUUUCGAACUAGGAUGAUAAUGUUUGAGAAAUCUGAUGGUACUGUAGCUCUGUAUUAUGGGGACAUUGAAGAGGCUGAUUACCUAGCUGCAGAGGAUCAUCUUCUCACGUUACCCAAUACUCAUUCUGCGGAUUUGUUUGCUCAACAGUUCUGUUCACAGAUGAUACACGAGGGAUAUGUGAAGGAAGAUGACAGGAUCCAACUGAAACCAAACCGUGUGAACCUUCCAUUGGGCAAUCAGUCUACUGCCCCUAAUAAUGCUGUAGUUGAAAUGCAACAAUAUGGAGAAUCCAUUCCUGGCCAGCCAUCUAAUGAAGUUGCAAAACCAGCUACUGGAAAUAAUGCAUCUAUAAACCUAUCUCAGAAUCUUGUAACAAACCCAAGGAUGUUGCCACCUGGAAAUCCCCAAGCCUUACAGAUGUCUCAAGGACUUCUCUCUGGUGUUUCAAUGUCUUCAAGACCACAGCAACUGGACUCGCAACAAUCUGUACAGCAGCUGCAGCAAAAUCAACACACACUCAUUCAACAGCAGAAUCCCCAGUUCCAGAGAUCUCCUAUGAUGCUUGGGACAAAUCAGCUUUCACACUUAAAUCCAGUUGGACAGAACUCCAACAUGCCGUUAGGUAAUCACAUGCUCAACAAACCUUCAGCUCUCCAGAUUCAAAUGUUCCAACAACAGCAACAACAACAGCAACAACAGCAACCACAAAUGCAAAGGAAAAUGAUGAUGGGACUUGGAACAGCUGUGGGAAUGGGCAACUUGAGAAAUAACCUAGUUGGGCUUGCACCCAUGGGCAAUCCUAUGGGAAUGGGAGGUGCAAGAGGAAUAGGAGGAAGUGGAAUCUCAGCACCCAUGACAUCUAUUGCUGGCAUGGGAAAUAUGGGUCAGAACGCAAUGAAUCUUAGCCAGACUUCAAAUAUUACUAAUUCCAUAAGCCAACAAUUCAGGUCUGGAUCGCUAAAUUCAGCAUCUGCUGAUAUUUUAUCAAAGCUUAGAUUGGUACAGACUCGUGGAGGCAUGUUAGGUUCCACUCAGUCUAACAUAGCUGGCAUCUCAGGGGCCAGACAAAUGCACCCUGGCACUGCUAGUCUUUCAAUGUUGGGCAGAGCUAAUACAAUGCAGCGACCAGUUGGACCUAUGGGUCCACCAAAGAUGAUGGCAGGGAUGAAUCUUUAUAUGAAUCAGCAGCAACAACAACCCCAACAACAACAGCAACACCAACAGCAGUUGCAAUUACAACAGCAGUUGCAGCAGCAAUUGCAGCAGCAGCAGCAACAAGAAACAAGUUCACAAUUGCAGGCAGUUGUUUCUCCCCCACAGGUGGGAUCACCAUCAAUGGGAGUUCCACCAUUGAACCAACAACAACAGCAGCAAUCAAGCCCUCAGCAAAUCAGUCAACGAACUCCCAUGAGUCCCCAAAUGAGCUCAGGUGCAAUUCAUGCCAUAAGUGCUGGUAAUCCUGAAGUUUGUCCAGCCAGUCCACAGUUGAGCUCUCAGACCCUAGGCUCUUAA